Lutzomyia longipalpis is the source of this 1932-nucleotide messenger RNA. It is a transcript of the gene PpD3, whose product is annotated as serine/threonine-protein phosphatase 5. Gene Ontology annotation, cellular component: nucleus; cytosol. The coding region runs from base 100 to 1584 and encodes 494 amino acids. The record is from RefSeq and is a predicted model, not a curated record. NCBI's taxonomy places the organism in Eukaryota, Metazoa, Arthropoda, Insecta, Diptera, Psychodidae. Gene Ontology annotation, molecular function: protein binding; protein serine/threonine phosphatase activity. The transcript has 6 exons.
CCGCCCCCAAGUGGUUGUAGUUUCGUCGUCAUCCCUUCCAGAGAGAAAAUUUUGCAUUUUUCUCGUGUAAUUUUAAGUCAUUAUAUUUUGUUGUUAAAAAUGUCUCAAGAGGACCCCGGCAAGGAUAGCAAUAGUAUUGAGAUUAAGGACGAAAAGAAUCCCAAAGCGGAGGAAUAUAAGGGCAAAGCAAACAUACAUUUUAAUAAAAAGGAAUACGAUAAGGCCAUUGAGUGGUAUACAGAAGCAAUUAAAUUGGACUCUGACAAUGCAGUUUACUAUGCAAAUCGGAGUUUAGCUCAUUUGCGGCAGGAGAGCUAUGGAUAUGCCCUGCAGGAUGCAAUUUCUGCCGUCAAGGCUGAUCCAAUUUACAUCAAAGGGUACUAUCGGAGGGCAGCUGCUCAUAUGUCUCUAGGAAAAUUCAAGCAAGCGCUGAGUGAUUUUGAGUAUGUUGCCAAGAGAAGACCUCAAGAUAAGGAUGCUCAGAUGAAGUUCAAAGAAUGCCAGAAGAUUAUCAAUAAACAGAAAUUUGAACGAGCAAUAGCCACAGAGAAGAAGGAGAUGUCUCUAGCACAAAUGUACCGAGAUUUGGAUGGAAUUUCAAUUGAGGAAGACUACACGGGACCCAAAUUGGAGAAUGAGAAGGUCACGGUGAAAUUCAUGCUGGAACUCAUGGAAUUCUACAAGGCUGAGAAGAAGCUGCACCGGAAGUAUGCCUACAAGAUUCUCUGCGAUGUCGAUGAGUAUUUCAGGAAGCAACCAUCCCUGGUGGAUAUUCGUGUGCCCCCAUCGCAGAAAUUCACCAUUUGCGGCGAUAUUCACGGGCAAUUCUUCGACUUGAUGAACAUCUUUAAGAUCAACGGCUUGCCAUCUGAAUCAAAUCCAUACCUCUUCAAUGGAGACUUUGUCGAUCGGGGCUCCUUCUCAAUUGAAUGCAUCUUUACGCUUUUUGGCUUCAAACUCCUCUAUCCGGAUCACUUCUUCCUGGCACGCGGCAACCACGAGAGUGUCACGAUGAAUCAAAUGUACGGCUUCACGGGGGAAGUUGUGGCCAAAUACUCCAGCACAAUGUCCGAUAUGUUUACGCAAGUCUACAAUUGGCUACCACUGUGCCAUUGUAUCAAUGAUCGCGUACUCGUGAUGCAUGGGGGGCUCUUUUCGCAGGAUAACGUCUCCCUGGAUGAUUUGCGAAAGAUCGAGCGCAAUCGUCAACCACCCGAUGAGGGGCUAAUGUGUGAACUUCUAUGGAGUGAUCCGCAGCCCCAAAUGGGCAGGGGACCCUCAAAACGGGGAGUGGGCAUCCAAUUUGGACCCGAUGUAACUGAAGCCUUUUGCCAGUUCAACAAUUUGGACUACGUUGUGCGUAGCCAUGAGGUUAAGCAUCUCGGCUACGAAGAAGCCCACAAUGGGAAAUGCAUUACAGUGUUCUCGGCGCCUAACUACUGUGAUACAAUGGGUAAUAUGGGAGCCUUUAUCACAAUCAAGGGAGACGACUUGAAACCUAAAUUUACAACCUACGAGGCUGUGCCUCAUCCAAAUGUAAAACCAAUGGCAUAUGCAAAUUCCUUGCUGAAUUUGCUGAUGUAGUCAAAAUUAUCCUAGCGUGUAAAUAAAUUUGGUUUGUACACGAAAGUUUUAGGAAUAUAUAGAUGCGAGAUGAUUUAGGGUUACAACAACAACAACAAAAGACAAUGUAAUGAAAAUUUACAGAGUCCUUUAAGUAAGAAAAAAAAGAAGAAAAUUUAUAUACACCCUCCCAAACCCCCUUAGUAAGAACAAAGAAAAAUAUAUAAGAAAUUGUGUAGGUUCUUCCUGAAAAAAAAGCAUUCACACACACUGAAAAUUUGAAAAUUAUCAAAUUUUCCAUUGCUAUAUACUUUUCAAAUUUACUUUUUUUUUCAAUUUUUAAGAAAAUAUAAAAGAGAAAAAUUAUAA